UACAGGCUAUCUUCAAUCUACUCUUUCAGUCUCAAUGAAGGGCCUCAAACCAAAACAUCAUCUCUCGAUUAGAUCUAAUGUAAAAUCAGUGAACCUGUUGAUUUGAUAGUUGAUUUUUAUUAGAAUAAUAGGCAUUGGAAAACACUAGGUUAUAAGGAUUGUCUUGCACAGCUGAUUGCUGGUGCAGAGAGAGAGUAUGAGUAGGAUAAUCAUGCUUUUAAAUUUUAGAAUCACAUCACCAUGCAACCCAGAAAGAAGCCAUUUGGACUUUUUUGCCCUUUGAGAGGGCCCCAUCCAUUUCACCCCAAAUAUACUCACAUUCCCUUCCAGAGCUCCGUGGCUGGGGUGUAUAUCCGCAAGAUGCAAUAAAAUGUUCUUCAGCAGCACUGUCCAAACAUUAAAUCUCUAUCGCCCAGAAGGCAAAUUGUAGCAGUUCCCAUGAGGAGACCACUGUGUGUAUCCUCCAAAAUACAUGGGCGGCACGGUGGCGCAGCGGUGGAGUUGUUGCCUUACAGUGAAUGCAGUGCCGGAGACCCAGGUUCGAUCCCGACUAUGGGUGCUGUCAGUACGGAGUUUGUAUGUUUUCCCAGUGACCUGCUUGAGUUUUCUCCAAGAUCUUCAGUUUCCUCCCACACUCGAAAGACAUACAGGUUUGUAGGUUAACUGGCUUGGUGUAAAUGUAAAAAUUGUCCCUAGUGUAUGUCGGAUACUGUUAGUGUGCGGGGUUUGCUGGUCAGCGCGGACCAGGUGGGCCGAAGGGCCUGUUUCCGUGCUGUAUCUCUAAACUAAACUAAACUAAAAUACAUAGCGUACUGACUUUCAACAUUGUCAUUUCUUCAUGGCAUUAGUUCAAAAUUCUGCAACUCUUUAUCUUAUCUAACAGCUGGGCAUAAUAUCCUCAUACACUAAUUGAAAGGUUUGAGAUGGCAGGAUUUCAGAGUCAAUAAGAAUCGUCAAUAACUGUUCCCUUGUCCAGUGACACUUGCAUUCCCUGUACAUGUUUAAAUACCUUUAGAAAAUUAUCAUUGAAUAUGUUUACUCCAUUCUUUCAUGUAUUGUUCUGAUUCGAGCAACUCUCUUACAAAAUGAAAUUCUACUUAUUUCUCUAUUGAUUUACAUGCCAAUUGUUUGAAACCUGAUAUUAUAGGUUACCCAUCAUUCUGCUGGUGGAAACAUUUUUCCUUAUAUACUCUGUCAAAAUGUCCACAAUUUUAAACAGAACUUUUAAUGAAGUAAGAAAAUAUAUACCCCUUUGAAGUCUGGAAGAUGAAACUUUUGCAUUGAUUGCCCACCCAGCACUUCAGUGAAAAUUCAGAUCUCACCCCUUUGAAAAAAAGUCAGCUUGGUCAAUAGCAAAUUUCAUGAUAGGGUCUUGUUUUCUCAGGAAAGAUUACUGAUUAUUAUGGAAGCAAAGGAGGUAGAUUGAAAACUUUAUUACUUGUUAUGACAAGAGCUGAAGAGUCUCCUUUUAUUCUAAUAUUUCAAAGAAUAGAAUUACAGGAUCACUAAUCUCCAGAAUGGAACAAACAAGUCAAUGCUAUAUUAAAGGAGAAACGUAAGAUUUACUUUUUUGAAAGGGUGUCAGCUAUAUACUCCCAUAAUGGUCUGUUCAACUUCUAGAUAAAUUACACGUUGCUUUUCAAGGAUCCGGCGAACAUGGGAAUCUGCUGCUCAGGUAGACAUUUGAGUUGAAGUUUGAGAGGUUAAUGCAAGGUCACAUGUAACUGCCUGGAUGAAGUGCGUGUUCCAUUGCAGGUAGAUAAGCAAUGGUCUUGGCAUUAUAUUUGGCAUAGACAUUGUGGGACGAAGGGCCUGUUCUAUGCUCUAUGUUCAAAAGAAUCAUGGAAAAUGCAGCACAAAAGGAGAUUGUUUAACCUAUAGCAUCAAUGCCAGACUUUUUUUUUUAAGUUGCACCUAUUUCCCAGUUUUCAAUGCAAAUUACGAUUUCAUGAGUGCACAUCUAGGUAGCGUUUACGUCUGAUAAGGGUUUCUGUCUCCACUAUCUGAUUAGACGGUAAGUUCCAGAAAUUUGGUGACAACAUUUAAAAUAAUUUUACUAAUUUACUAAAAUUAAAGUAUACUGGCUCUGUAUCUCCCUAACAAGGGGGUAUAAAUCCUUCAUUUCCAGUUUGUUUUGGUCUCUUAUAGUUUAGAACUCCUCAAUUACAUCAACCUAGUCGGUCUCUCCUCAUAACUAUAAUUCUCCUGGCAUCUGUAAACCCUACAGCACUGGCAAUAACCUAAACCUGUUAGAACUGGAGGAUAUGUAACAAAAUUAACAACUCCUUGCACAUUUUCAGACAUGCUGGUGCUUUCAGAAUUAUCAUAAAUGCAAUUGAGGAGUCAUAAUUCAUUUAAAUAAGCAGUCUAUUCAGUUCUGGGAACACUGAUAGACUACACCUUAUUUUGCACAUCCAAACCAUUUAUCUUCCAUAUCCACCGAACUCUCCCACCCUUAUUCAGUUCCCACCAGGUUACCCCCACCAUCUUUUAAUCUAGAUCAGAAUAUUGUAACGCAAUAUUCUCCAUUUUGUUUCAUUCCAUCUUUUCCUUUUCUUUUGGAUUAGUUUGUUAGCUUUUCACAAUCUGGUUGCCGUGUUCGGCAGCUUUCUCGAUUUUGAUUUAAGUCCACCAGACUAAGAAAUGUUUGUGACCCUGGCAGUUUUUUGUGAAUUAUUAAGGACUUGUUUACUUCCUGUGUGUAUUUUGUUCCUUACCGUCAGCACUCAUUACCGUUAAUUUUGAAAGUAAACUUUAUGAAAAUAAUUUGUGUUAUUUUAAGAAAAAGUGCAUGAAGGUGAAGGAGGCAGACUGGAAAGAAACAGAUCUCCCAAUCACAUAAACCAUCAAAUGGCAGACCUAAUAACUAUAGAUGAUGACAGGCUAUGCCUAAACCUACUAAUUUAGUCAUUCUCUAUUAAAGAAUUUCAAAACUUCGCUGCAAGAUGUUUGGGGAAUGCUUCAAAUACUGAUGUGUGAACGCUCCUCAAAGGAUUCUGUGGCUGUCGAAUGUGGGACUCAUUUAUCUGAACUUAGAGUUCAGGUAGAUGUGGAGAAAGAUCUCAACACCAUAGCUCUUCCCACAGCAACGUCAGCAACAGAGAGAAGGGCAGCUGGCAUGACCAAAGACAAAGAAACUGCACUAUCAGAAUCACAGACAAUACAAUAUACUGGCUGAAAAGCAAGGACAUUGUAAGUUGCCUCAUCAGUUUCUCAGGUACGGAUUAAAGACUUGGAGAAUACGAUGAAGUGGGCUGGACGUCUUCUGUUCUGCACCUAUUUUCUCCACCCACUAAGUGUUUGGGCCACUAAUCCUGGAUUCAAAACAAAAAUCACCACCAAAGGAAUUGACUAUGGUUGUAAAAUUGUGAUGUCUGUUUUACAAAACAGAUUGAUAGAUGUGAGACUUCCAGAUAUAUCAGGCGAUAAACAGAGCAAAGUUUUACAAGAACUUCAGUAUAACAUAAGCAGCAUCACAAUAAGUAAAGUGAACUUUCCAGACACAAGUGUGAACCUGGUCUCCAAUAUCGGACUGAAAGUUGCUUUUUCUCUUGGUUACAUUGAGAUGAGUGGUAACUGGUACAUCAAAUCAAAGAUUCUGAGAACUCAUGGCAAAGUAAAGGCACAGAUCAACAGCGUUGCCACCUCCAUUUUCCUUAGGUUUGGCAAGGAUGAUGCAGGCAGGCCAACUAUGUUUAUUAUGGAUUGUUCAAGUUACAUUGCAAAACUCCAAGUACACGUUUUUGGAAAAUCUAGCUGGCUGUACAACCUGAUCAUCAGGUGGUUUGAACCCUCCAUCAGGAAAUACUUAAGUGGCAAGAUCUGUUUUGAAUUGAAGAAAAUUCUCAAUGAAAAGAUAUAUCCGUUUCUCCAGACAGUGCCAGUGACAAAAGAAGUUGGCAGAUAUAUCGGAAUUGAUUACUCUUUGACCAGUCCUCCAUUUGUGACAAACAAUUCACUUAAUCUACCCCUCAAGGGGGAAUUUUACAAUCUAUUACAUCGUACCGACAUUCCAUUUUCUGCUCCAGCGCUGAACAUUUUUUCAGGCCAUGAGCGUAUGCUUUACAUCGGAAUCUCCGAAUAUUUCUUUAAUUCUGCUGGUUAUGUUCUCAACUCAGUGGGAGGUAUAUCCAUUAACAUUACUGACGAUAUGCUUCCAGAUAAUUCACGCAUACGCUUUAAUACAGAAACCAUUGGAACACUGAUACCACAGAUGAAAAAAAUGUAUCCAGUCAUGAAGAUGAAACUGCAGCUUAUAGCGGAUUCUGCACCAUCUAUGGCUUUUCAGUCUGAUAAAAUCAUGCUCACAACAUCUGGAGAUGUCUAUGCCUUUGCUAUCUUGCCAAAUUCAACAUUAAUUCCUCUCUUCAAUGUUAAACUGAAGGCUCAAAUCACAACCCCAGUUGGUAUAAAAGAUGACAAGAUUACUGGGAAACUAACAUUGGAUAGUGUAGAAUUAUCUUUACAGAAAUCUAACAUUGGUCCAUUUCAGGUAAACUGUCUACAAUCUGGAAUUGAUUUCUUGAUUUCAAUUGUUAUUUUACCUCGUAUUAAUACUGACCUUGCCAAAGGAUAUUCACUUCCUCUGAUGGACCAUAUCAAACUUUCUAACCUUAUUUUGCAGCCACAUAAGAACUUCCUUAUGUUUGCCACAGAUAUCACCUAUUAUUAAACAUCAACAAAUUUGUAUAAUGAUGCCGAAUGGUCAUUAAUUGAAACACCAUGGAGAUAUUAUUUAAAUCUUCCUUUACAAUCAUGUUUAUUGUAAGCACUUCUUCAUUAUCUUUCAUGAGCCACAAUUAAACACAUUAAUAUUUUACUGCAAUUAUGAAGGAAAGAAGGUGGAUAAUAAAUGUGCCUGUGGUGUACUGCAAGCAUAUAUUUUUGGAAUAAGAAAUGAAUCAUGUUCCAUUUUUGAAAUGCAAAAUAAAAGAUAGAAAUAUUUGAUUUUGAUUUUAGAUGUAUGUUACGAUUUAAUUGACUUCUAUUGAUUCACUAUAUUAAAUACAGUAUCAAGCACAACCCGUGGCUUCUUGCUAGGGCCAAAGCUAUUUGCUUCCAUAAUUAGUUAGGAAAUACAGUUUGCAAACCAGCAUUACCUGAAAUUGGAGAAUUCAAUAUUCAUACCAUUUGUUUAUAGACUACCCAGGCAGAAUAUAAAGUGAUAUUCCUCCAGUUUGCAUUUAGCCUCACCCUGAGGCUGGAGGGGCUGAGGACAGUUAUGUUGAUGUCGGAAUGGGAACUAUCUAUGAUCAUGUGCCAACGCAGAUUUUCAAAGUGAUGCAAUACCUUCAGAGCCAUCCAGUUAGCAUGUGGGUGUGAAAAGUUAGAAAUAAAACACGAAUGUGCUAAAACUGUGAGAAACAAAGCAAACAAUUGUUGGAUAUCUGAAAUAAUUGAAAAUGCUAGAAAUAUGUUGCAGAUCAGGCAGCAUAAUUGGAAAGAAAAAGACCACAUUAACAUUCCAGAUAUAUGACCACACACCAGAACUGGUUACUGCUGACACUGACACACUGAUUGUAGAAAACUCAAUAUUGAAUGCUUGGGCAAAAAAUUAGUUGGUUUCAGGUUGAUCACCCUCGAAGUUAGAGUUUAAUUUGAAACAGUGGAGGAGUGAAACAAUGACAGAGAGAUCAGAGUGAGAGUAGGGCAGAGAAUUAAAAUGAUAUUUGACGGUUCUCACAUUAACAUGAGGUCUGCACAGAGAUAUUCUAUUAAGCGGUUCAUUCAAUCUGCAGUCUGAAGAAGGGUUUCGGCCCGAAACGUUGCCUAUUUCCUUCGCUCGAUAGAUCCUGCUGCACCCGCUGAGUUUCUCCAGCAUUUUUGUGUACCUUCAUUCAAUCUGCAUUUGGUUUGCAGAGCAGACCAAAAGGCAGAAGAGCCCACAUCAUGAGCAGCAAAUA
Leucoraja erinaceus (little skate) is the source of this 5903-nucleotide messenger RNA. Its product is annotated as bactericidal permeability-increasing protein-like. The record is from RefSeq and is a predicted model, not a curated record. Gene Ontology annotation, molecular function: lipid binding. The transcript is spliced from 16 exons. Lineage: Eukaryota; Metazoa; Chordata; Chondrichthyes; Rajiformes; Rajidae. The coding region runs from base 3245 to 4672 and encodes 475 amino acids.